AUGUUUGGUCUGGAUUGUGGCUUCAGACCCCAACUCUUAAGUGUUUAUAGGACCGACUCCAAACCAAAUCCGGAUCUAUCGCUUCAGUCCGUCUCUGCAGGAUGUUGUCAUCUCCACCUACCACCCCCCCCCCCCUCCACUCCCUCUCCACUCCCUCAAACAGUGACCUCUGACCUCCACCGUGCUACCAUGGAAACCUACUGGAGAGAAGUGCGGAGCAUCGAGCAGGAGAAAGACGAAGAGGAGGAGGAGGAGGAGAGGAAGAGUAUGGACGAGGUGGAGCUGGAGGAGGCGUGGCUUACGGAGGCGGGGCUAUCCUCCCUGGUGACCGCCUCUUCGUCCGAGAAGGUGCUGCCGCCCGCCGAGGUGCUGCUGUCCACGCUGACACGGCAGCAAGCCGCAACGGUGAGGACGAGGCUGGACAACUACAACCAGACGCUGAAGACCCGAAACAAGCAGCCAAUCAGAGACGUCCGCGACAUCUUCACCGAGUUCCUGCACGACGACGACUCAGCAGAAAGAUGCCCCUCCCCCCCCCCACCGAGUCGGUACCACACCACCACCAAAACCAUCCGGCGAAACGCUCACAGAGUUCGACCAACGCUUCCUACAUUUGAUUUUGAAGAUCACCUACCUGAACACCCAUCAUCCCCAACACACACACACUCUUCAACACACACACACUCUCCUACACACACACACUCUCCAACAAAUACACACUCUCCUACACACACACACUCUCCAACAAACUCUCCUACACACACACACUCUCCAACAGACACACACUCCCAUUCUGUCAGCUGGUCGAGACGAGCUGAUUGGCUGCUGAGGGAAUCUCCGUACUCAGAAGGCGUUGCUGAGCACAAAAAGGGCGGGACUUGUUGGGACUGUCUUCGUUUCCACGGAGACAGUGGUGACCUGCCGUUUGUACCCGUCUCACCCUCUCAGGGUCUCGUCUCGGCAGACGACCUGUCCCCAUGUGACCUCACCCGCCUCGGCUUCAUCUCUCACAUCGAGCUCUCCACCUUCCUGCUCGCUCUGGGUGUCCAAACCAAACGCCACCGCCCGCCGCGCCACAGGACUCGAGACAGCGGCGUCUUCUCUGUUCCUCUGAACUCGCUGCUGGAAAACGACAGGAAGAAGUUUCCAGGAGUUAAAGUUCCUGUCGUCUUCCAGAAGUUGUUGUGUAUUUUAGAGCAGACCGGUCUACAGACUGAAGGGAUUCUCAGAGUUCCAGGAUCAGCUGCUAGACUAAAGUAUCUGCGUAGAGAGUUAGACAGGUGUUGUGGAGAGUUUGACUGGUCUGCAGUGAGACAGGUGGAGGCUGCAGGUCUCCUGAAGCUCUUCAUCAGAGAGCUGCCGACACCUCUGCUGACACACACACACCUGUCCACAUACCGCUCUGUGCUGGGUGUGUCCUCGGUGGUCCACCAGGUUCAGGCUCUGCAGCUGCUGUCGCUUCUGCUUCCUGAAGCCAACAGAGACACACUCAGAUCUCUGCUGGUCUUCCUGCGUCAAGUGGUCUCUCAUCAGGACCAGAACCGGAUGUCUCUGUGGAACGUCUCCAUGGUGAUGGCGCCAAACCUGUUCACCUACCGUCACCGUGGCAACAAGCGCUACACCGCCAGGAAGCAGGAGGAGCUGGAGGAGGCGGUGGGCGGAGCUCACCUGGUCCAGCUGAUGAUCACACACCAGGACUUGUUGUGGACCGUCCCCAGCUUCCUGCUGUCUCAGGUGAGACAGAUGAACCAAGCGUCCAAUCAGAAACAGUUCGACCUGACAAGGGCCAAGAAACUGCUGAGGAGGAAGAACGACAGAAACCAGAUUACAGAGCUGUGUGCAGGUGUGAUCAGGGUUCACGCCCCCAUGCACACUAAGGUUUCCAUGGCGAUACAGCUUGAUGGACAGAUUAGAGCCAGAGACGUCAUCACCCGCUUUGAGUUUGACAACAGCAGUUCUGUUCAGCAUCUGUAUGAAGUCGGAGGAAACAUCUGUGAGCGGCGUCUCCACCGAGACUGCGUGCUAUUGGACGUGUACAGAGUGAACCCUCGCUGUGAUUGGCUGAUCAAACCCUGACUCCUCA
Cyclopterus lumpus (lumpfish) is the source of this 2083-nucleotide messenger RNA. It is a transcript of the gene arhgap28, whose product is annotated as Rho GTPase activating protein 28. Gene Ontology annotation, molecular function: GTPase activator activity. Gene Ontology annotation, biological process: regulation of small GTPase mediated signal transduction; signal transduction; negative regulation of stress fiber assembly. Gene Ontology annotation, cellular component: cytoplasm. The transcript is spliced from 16 exons. The record is from RefSeq and is a predicted model, not a curated record. The coding region runs from base 1 to 2076 and encodes 691 amino acids. Lineage: Eukaryota; Metazoa; Chordata; Actinopteri; Perciformes; Cyclopteridae.